UAAAGUAAUAUGCUCCCAACUCCCUGAAAAGGUGACUCUGGGCUGCUUACAUAUCAUAAAGAGAUAUAUUGGCAAAGAAUUAAAAAUUUAAAACUAUGCAAAUUAAAAAUUUAAAACUAUGCAAAAAUCCAGAACCAAACAAUUUAUAUUUGAAACAUGGGUACAGAAGUCUCAAUUGAUUCUUGUAGAUAACAAACCUAGUGAAACAUGCUUUCCAUGUGUUCAGAGAGAUGCAUUGCUCUUCAGGCAAUGCACUUAUUCUUAGAAAAUGCAAACAUAUUGAUUUUGAAAAGUAAAAGAAUUCAAAGUUAAAAUUUGUGUGAAAACCCUUCUGUAGAAGUAAAUAAACCAGUAUAGGCUGUCAUCAUUGUAGUCGGAAGCAGUUGCUUCCAGGUUCCCUAAUGACUCAUUUUAAGAUAGUGCCUUACAAGCCCUGGGAAUUUCCUCUGACAAAGUCCAUUAGUAUAUAAGCCAGCGAAGUGGUGGAGCUCAGUCAAACACAGGCUUUCUUGAGCAAACACUCUUCUGGUCUCCAGGAUCCCAGCCAAGAAAACAAUUCCGUCUCUUGUCAUGGACUUCAAGACUGUGGCGGCAUUUUUGGCUCUUUUCUUGAUCUCUGCAACAGUGACAGAAGGAGCUUCAUUGGCCAGUGUAGGGCUUGAACUUCGGUGUCAAUGUAUAGAAACCUAUUCUAAUCCCAGCCUCCGUGGACACAUUGCAAGUGUCAACUUGAUCAAAAGUGGGCCACAUUGCAGUAACAUUCAGGUCAUUGCAACUCUUAAGGAUGGCAGACGAGUGUGCUUGGACCCCACUGCAAUCUGGGUGAAAAAAGUCAUCACAAAUCUUCUGGAAAAGGCUAAGAAUAAUGCAGAGACACAGUGAUAAGAAAAGCUUCAAAUUAUCUCACUGUUGGCAUCCUUAAAAGAAGCUGAGCCACUUCCAACCAACCUACAUUUUAAGAAGAGUCUUUUAUAUUAAGAAUUUUGAAAAAUUAUUUAUUGUAUAAUUUCAUUGAGAGAAAAUCAUCAGAAAUGCAUCUAUCGUAUGCAUAGAGGAAAUGUUCUAAUGCAAAGAUAAGAUGGGGAGUAAAGAUUUGGAAAACAAAAGACAUUACUAAAUGCAGUUAAAAUGGAAGCCCCAUGGUGGUUACAUAAGAUUGCCAUGAUAGUAAAACAGAUUGGCAAUAGUUUCUGUUACCCUCAGGCACAGAGCAACCUAUAGAUUUGCAUAUCUAGUUUGGAUGAGUCAAAGCCAGCCUUGGGCUGUCUAUUGUGAGAAUCAAUUUAAAGUGCCAAUCUAAAGAGGUCCAGGUUGAAAGCCCAGUUUGGCCAUGAAACUCCUGAAAUGCCUUGAUCUAGUCCCCUUACGGGAUUGUUUGGAGGCCAAAGGGCAGAGAAUCUUACAUCUUGUGUUGAGCAUUGAUGGAAACUCACUAUAUUCACAAAUGUGUAUUAUUCUCAGAGUGUGUCUACCUUAUUUAUUAAUCUAAGCAUAUGUGAAGUAUUAUUUAUUAUUAUACUAGAAUUAUUAUUAUUAUUAUACUAGAAAAUGUUUGUGUCUGAGCAUUUUAAAAUUAUAAUGUUUAUGUUGAGGGAACCAGAUAUUUGAAAGAGUGUUUAUAGUGAAUUUUUAUGUGAAAAACUCUUUACCCAGAAGAGACAUCUGGAACUUUCACAGCCAUAAGAUGAUCAUUUAAGAUUUAUUUAUAUAUUUAUUGAACAAUUACUGAAUACUGUUAAAAUAUUUUUGUACAACCAAUGUGCAAUUAAUUAAAUUAUUUUAAUGAUGAAA
This is a messenger RNA of Ahaetulla prasina, 1791 nucleotides long. RefSeq names its product interleukin-8-like. The transcript is spliced from 4 exons. Gene Ontology annotation, biological process: cellular response to lipopolysaccharide; inflammatory response; neutrophil chemotaxis. Gene Ontology annotation, molecular function: CXCR chemokine receptor binding; chemokine activity. Bases 571 to 882 code for a protein of 103 amino acids. NCBI's taxonomy places the organism in Eukaryota, Metazoa, Chordata, Lepidosauria, Squamata, Colubridae. Gene Ontology annotation, cellular component: extracellular region. The record is from RefSeq and is a predicted model, not a curated record.